AUGAGUAAUAAAAGAAGUCGAUUUAGUCCAAUAUGGAUAACCUGUUUCUGUGCUGAUUCCCGCAAUCUACCAGCAAUUGAACGUGCUUUACGACGACUGAAACAACCACUGACCAAUUUAACUGUGACAGUGAAACGACGUCACUUGAGUACAGCCUAUCCUUGCCUAGUAGAUCAUAGAGCUACUGGAACAGAUCCGUUUAUUAACUUUUAUCAAGAGUGUUCACCAGUUAUCUGGGCUGUGGAUUGUUUACAAUGGCACGUGCUACCCUUACUGACACGUUUCGGUCUAGAUGUCAAUCGUCCACAGAGUUGUCGUCGUUGGACUUACAUUUGUGCGCCUAGUUCCCGGCCAAAUACAGCACCAUACCGAAGAUUUUGGACACGUGGUCGAUAUACAUAUCAAUCUGCAUUGGAUUAUUUUUUUGCUAGUGUCUAUGAAUUCGUUGGUGAACAUACAACAAGUUAUAAUGGAUUGAAUGGUCCAAGUCCAUUGGCUUUCUAUUUUUCACACUUACCAACAAUACUGUCUAAGGGUGUAGAUGUGCAUCGCAUUGAUUCAGUUAUUGUAUUCAAUUCACUUGCAAUCAGCUUUGAUCAAUAUCUGUGUCGAUAUACUAAUGAACAUGCUAUCAUACCAGAUAUACCUGAGAAUGAUGACUCAUUUGUUGAAAUGAUUACUGUCAAGCGUUUAAUUGAAAAUGGUUUUUCACAGUUUGAAUGUAUGGAUUAUUUGUAUCCAUGUUGUAAUUGGUUCGGCAUACUAUUAUGCAUUGUAUGUCAUCCUAAGAUUGAUUCAUAUAGCAAUACUGUAUUACCGUCAAUUAUUAAACAAUCCGCUCUGUUAUUGAUUAACUUACUUGCUCUGAAGUGUACCCUCCCAUCGGUUGAAGAUUUUCGUGAGUCUCUGGAGAAUCUACAUUUACGUAAAGUUUAUUCAAAACGCUAUGGUGAAAGACGUGAUGAAUUCAAUAUUCGCUUGUCAGCACUGCAUGAAUUAUGUCAAAAUUUUAUUGGUCAGCCGUUGAGUUUAAAAAUUCUAGCCAGAAAUGCUGUACGUAAACAAAUUGGAGGGAUAAAUUUCUGUGCCAAAACGACAGCUAUUGGUUUGCCAUCGCAAUUGAUAACGUAUAUUCAGUAUAUUAGUCAAGAACACUUAAUUUCCAGUGGUAUGCCUAAACAGUUGGUAAAAUUAGCACAAGGUGAGUGGGUUGAUAACAUCGCAAGUAACACCGCCUGUUCAAGGUCACGUUCAUGUAUCAAUUCUGCAUUAUGCUUCAGUAGUGACUAUACAGAACAGCUAAUUAACACACUGAACAGAAGAAGUGGUGCCAAUGACGCGAGCUAUUUGGAGCAGAGGAAUAAUCAUGAUUGUGAAGAGUUUUCAGCUAGUGCUUUCCGGCGUGGCAGAGCAUCAGAACGCCAACAUCUCCACUGUCAACGACGUGUUCACAAUGAUAUUUGUCAGAUAAAUGUUCACAGUGGUAAUAAUGAUCACCAUCACCAACCAAUACGUCCUACUUCAGCCCCAUUGCCUAGGACACUUUUAAUAUGAUCGACAGGAUGAGAACCCCCACUCUCAAAGUUCAGUAGUGAAAACGGGUCUAUUUGACGUGAUUUUAUCUCAGGGACCAAGCUGGGCUACGAAACCAAUACACACACUAUAUAUGCU
This is a messenger RNA of Heterobilharzia americana, 1671 nucleotides long. The record is from the annotation of a GenBank genome assembly. Lineage: Eukaryota; Metazoa; Platyhelminthes; Trematoda; Strigeidida; Schistosomatidae.